Sarcophilus harrisii (Tasmanian devil) is the source of this 374-nucleotide messenger RNA. Its product is annotated as 60S ribosomal protein L39. NCBI's taxonomy places the organism in Eukaryota, Metazoa, Chordata, Mammalia, Dasyuromorphia, Dasyuridae. The record is from RefSeq and is a predicted model, not a curated record. Gene Ontology annotation, biological process: translation. Gene Ontology annotation, cellular component: cytosolic large ribosomal subunit; ribosome. The coding region runs from base 37 to 192 and encodes 51 amino acids. Gene Ontology annotation, molecular function: structural constituent of ribosome. The transcript has a single exon.
UUGUGCUGUUAUUUGGCUGCCUGCUGAGACCUCAUCAUGUCUUCGCACAAGACUUUCAGAAUUAAGAGGUUCCUUGCUAAAAAGCAGAAGCAGAAUCGUCCCAUCCCUCAAUGGAUUCGCAUGAAAACUGGCAAUAAGAUUAGGUACAACUCGAAGAGGAGACACUGGAGAAGAACCAAGCUGGGGUUAUAAAGAACUGUGACCAUGGUGGCUUACGUUCACUCUUUCUCGUGUCCAAAACACCUUGCCAUGUUACCACCCUGAUUUUGCAAAUUCCAAAGCAGCAAACAAAGCAAACUUGUUUAAAAAAAUUGCACUUUUGUUUUCAUUUAUUUUAUUGGUUCAGUAAUAAAUGUGAUUUUAAGUGAACAUAA